Messenger RNA from Cylindrotheca closterium, 855 nucleotides. The record is from the annotation of a GenBank genome assembly. Lineage: Eukaryota; Bacillariophyta; Bacillariophyceae; Bacillariales; Bacillariaceae.
AUGUGCGAUGAUGAAUGUUUCGAAGCCUCGAGGACACAUUUGCACGAAGCAUGUGUCAAUGGAGAUGUGAUACUUGUUCUCUUUUGGUUGUGCGAUGAUCAUGCCGAUUUUGAAUCCAAAAAUACUGAGGGAAAAACACCGUUUCAUUUGGCAUGCGAACAUGGUCAUUUGGAAAUAGCUAUUAUGAUUUGGAGUCGAGGAGUUCGUGAUCUAAACGAAACUGAUAACAAAGGUCGGACACCAUUGCACUUGGCAUGCUGCCAUGGCCACUUGAAUGUGGUACGAAUGCUGUUGCAAGAGAGCGCCUGCACAGAAAAAGAGGAUUACGAAGGAUUUACACCCUUCCAUACGGCAUUCGCGAAUAGGCGAGUUGAAGUGGCCUGUAUGUUUCUGGAUCGAGGUGCCGACGUUAACACAAAGAGUAACGAUGGGAGCACGCUAUUGCACUACGCCGCGGUUGCUGGUGCAAUCGAUCUGGUUAAGCUUUUGUUGGAUCGAGGUGCCAAUGUGGAAGCCAAGUGCGAUGUGAAUGGUUAUACACCGUUGCACCUGGCAUCCAAUACAUGUAAACCUGGUCGCUUCGUUGAUAGUGUACAACUACUUCUGGAUCGAGGCGCUCAAAUUAAUGCACGAGAUGAAAGAGCUGGAUUCACAGCUUUGCACUAUGUGUGCGGAAGUGGCGAUUUCAGAGUCGCCGGUCUACUACUAGACCGUGGUGCUGAUGUGGAAGCAACGGCAAAGACGAAGAAUGACACACCAUUGUCCAUAGCAUGUCGUUUUGGGCGACUUGAAGUCGUGUGGUUGUUGGUGCAUCGAUAUCCAUGGUUGAUCUUGAAUCAACUUAAUAAUAGAUAG